Messenger RNA from Pipistrellus nathusii (Nathusius's pipistrelle), 1644 nucleotides. NCBI's taxonomy places the organism in Eukaryota, Metazoa, Chordata, Mammalia, Chiroptera, Vespertilionidae. The record is from the annotation of a GenBank genome assembly.
AUGGAUCCUGUGGAACUGACAAAUGUCAACAUGGGACGCGAUGACGAGAGCAGCAGUGGAGAAAGUGCUCAGGAUAGCUACUCCGAGAUGGGAAACUUGGAAAAGGCAGUAAUGAGCAGUCAAUUUACUAAUGAAGAUGAUGAAAGUCAGAAAUUCCUGACAAAUGGAUUUUUGGGGAAGAAGAAGCUGUCGGAUUAUGGUGAUGAACAUCAUCCUGGCCACACCUCGUUUGGGAUGUCUUCUUUUAACCUGAGUAAUGCCAUCAUGGGCAGUGGAAUCUUGGGCCUGUCCUAUGCCAUGGCCAACACAGGGAUCAUACUGUUUGUAAUCAUGCUGCUUGCAGUGGCAAUAUUAUCACUCUAUUCAGUUCACCUCCUAUUGAAGACUUCAAAGGAAGGAGGGUCUUUGAUUUAUGAAAAAUUGGGGGAAAAGGCAUUUGGAUGGCCUGGGAAACUCGCAGCUUUUACUUCCAUUACAAUGCAGAACAUUGGAGCAAUGUCAAGCUACCUCUUUAUCAUUAAAUACGAACUACCUGAAGUAAUCAAAGCAUUCAUGGGACUUGAAGAAAAUACCGGAGAAUGGUACCUCAAUGGCAACUACCUCGUCAUAUUUGUGUCUGUUGGAAUCAUUCUCCCACUUUCUCUACUUAAAAAUUUAGGUUACCUUGGUUAUACCAGUGGAUUUUCUCUUACCUGCAUGGUGUUUUUUGUCAGUGUGGUAAUUUAUAAGAAGUUCCAAAUACCCUGUCCUCUGCCCAAUCUGGAUCACAAUGCUGGAAAUAUGACAUUCAACAAUACAUUGCCAAUGAACAUGGUAAUGUUACCCAACAACUCUGAGAGCAUUGGAGUGUAUUAUUUGAUGGAUUACACCCACCAGAAUCCUGCCGGGUUCGAUGACAACCAGGCCAAGGACUCUCUUCAUGGCAGUGGAGUAGAGUAUGAAGCUCAGAGUGAUGACAAGUGUCGACCCAAAUACUUUGUGUUCAAUUCCAGGACGGCCUAUGCAAUUCCCAUCCUAGCAUUUGCUUUUGUGUGCCACCCUGAGGUCCUUCCCAUCUACAGUGAACUUAAAGAUCGGUCCCGGAGGAAGAUGCAGUCAGUGUCAAAUAUUUCCAUCACGGGGAUGCUCAUCAUGUACCUGCUUGCUGCCCUCUUUGGUUACCUGACAUUUUAUGGAGAAGUUGAAGAUGAAUUACUUCAUGCUUACAUCAAAGUGUACACCUUUGACACCCCUCUCCUCAUGGUACGCCUGGCGGUCCUCGUGGCAGUGACACUAACUGUGCCCAUCGUCCUGUUCCCGAUUCGUACAUCAGUGACAACACUGUUAUUUCCCAGAAGGCCCUUCAGCUGGAUAAGACAUAUCCUGAUUGCAGCCAUGCUUAUUGCACUUAACAAUAUUUUGGUCAUCCUUGUGCCAACUAUAAAAUACAUCUUUGGAUUCAUAGGGGCUUCUUCCGCCACUAUGCUGAUCUUCAUCCUCCCUGCAGCUUUUUACCUUAAACUCGUCAAGAAAGAACCACUUCGGUCACCCCAAAAGGUUGGGGCGUUGAUUUUCCUCGUGGUUGGCAUCAUCUUCAUGAGUGGGAGCAUGGCGCUCAUUAUCACCGACUGGAUUUACAACCCCCCGAACUCCAAGCAUCACUAA